CAAGGCUUUCAUCCAGAUGCCCUUGUUGAAUCUUAUCCCUCCUGCCUUUCCCAGUGUCACCCAGGGAGUGAGGAGACAUAAAGCUCCUAUUCCACCUCUUGGGAUUUUCCCCUCCCCUGGAAGGCCCAUAAUCUCCUAGCUUGUCAUUCUCUUCUCAGAAGUGAUUAAGGGGCCAGGCUCCAAAGAUUAAAGGAGCAGUCUGUGGAGGGUACUGAGCAGGGGUACUCCACUUUGAGUCUAACCACUCUGUACUCUAAGAAUUAGCACCCAUGGCCCUUGUGCCAGGGAGCAGUGAGGAUGGCCCUUGGCCUAGAGAUAGCCCAGGCUCCUCCCAGCACCCGGAAAGUCCUCAGCUGACCAACCCUCUGUGGAUGGACGGAGGAGAAAUUGUCAGGGUUGAAGGCCACCAGGAUGUUCAGGUUAGUACUUCUCCACCCUGUGUCCAGCUGCUGGCUCAUCCUCCAACUUGGUCCAAGCACCCUGCUAUCCCGAUUCAGGUUGUCUCUCAAAAGACCCACCUGCCCUCCAUUGUGGUGGAAGCCUCGGAGGUGAGUGAAGACGGCGGGGAGCUUGGUUGGCCGCAUGAGGAACUGCUGCUGUUCACCGAUGAGGAAGAGGAGGCCGAGGUGUUCUUCCAGGACCAAAGUGAAGAGCCAGGCUGGACUUGGAGCCCACUGGACCCCAGAUCUCCCUCAAGAACCUUUAACCCAGAAUUCAGCUGGGGGCAGGACCAGGGAGAACAAGAGGUCUCCUGGAUUCCUGAGGACACAGAGUAUCAGGAAGCCUCCAACCCCUGUUCUCUCUGGAACCCAGCAGCCAGCUCCCGUGUUUGUAGAAGCUGCUUUGUGGAAUAUUCACAUCUCCUGCCUCCCAGGAGCUUUGAGGGAGCUGAAGAAGAAGCUGUUCAAGCGACGGCGGGUGUUGAGCCGGGAGAGGCGACUGAAGCGCCGGGUGAUCGGGGCUGUGAUAGACGAAGGGCUGAUCACGCGGCACCACCUGAAGAAGCGGGCGUGAGUGCCAGACCCUCUUCGCUUUGCUCCUCCCCACCGAGUCCCCCUUCUCCUUCCUGCCGAGCUUCACCGUCCAGUGCACGUGCCAACAUUACUCUCUCUGGGAAGAAGCGCAGAAAGCUCCUCCAGCAGAUCCGGCUGGCCCAGAAAGAGAAAGCUGCCAUGGAAGUGGAAGCCCCCACAAGGCCAGUCAGGACUAGUGAACCACGGCCCAAGCGGCAAAAGAAGACAAAAGUCUCCCAGGAUGUAGACAUGGAGGACCUUGAAGAUGAUAACUGAAUCUCUCACCCCUUCCACCAGAAGAUUCUCAGCUGGAGCCAGAAGGACUCUGGUUGUUUCAGAGGACUUUGGAGAAAGCAUUGCCCCUUUUGAUUCUCCUCAGACUCCUCUUUCUUGACGCCCUAGUGACCUGCCCCAGAGGGAUGUGUUGAGAGGAAGAGGGUGGAGAAAAAAGACUGGAGAAUGGGGCUCCCUCGCAGUCAGCUCCACUUUUAAUAAAGCCCUAGAGUUCUCACAGA
This is a messenger RNA of Mirounga angustirostris (Northern elephant seal), 1528 nucleotides long. RefSeq lists its product as uncharacterized. Bases 270 to 1289 code for a protein of 339 amino acids. The record is from RefSeq and is a predicted model, not a curated record. The transcript has 5 exons. NCBI's taxonomy places the organism in Eukaryota, Metazoa, Chordata, Mammalia, Carnivora, Phocidae.